Moneuplotes crassus is the source of this 3063-nucleotide messenger RNA. Lineage: Eukaryota; Ciliophora; Spirotrichea; Euplotida; Euplotidae. The record is from the annotation of a GenBank genome assembly.
AUGGAAGCUCUUGAACCUCUGAACAACAUCUUUCCAACUGAAAAAGAUACCCAAUUCUUGAUUAACUAUCUUACCAAAGACCCUGUGCCUCUGUAUUAUGUUGAGAACAUAGUGACCAUCAACAACAGCAUUGCUGAGAUCAAGUUCGUGCAGUAUUACUACAAUGAUGCAACAGAUUUUAUAGAGACUGAGUAUGUCUUUCCAGUUCACAAUGAUUGCACUUUCACCGGACUUGAGGCAAGAUUCGAAGACCAACUGAUUGUCUCAACUAUCAAAUCAAGAGAAAGAGCCAAGGCUGAAUAUGAUGAUGCUAUUGCCAAAGGAGACACUGCAUUUAUUGCCCACCCAUGUAGAAAGUCAAAGGAUAUGAUUAGAAUUCAAAUGGGAAAUUUGCCACCCAAAAGCCAGAUCAUAAUCACUUGAUACUUUCAUCAAGUCAUGGAAGUCGAGGACCUCAGCUGGAAACUUCACAUUCCCAGCAAAAUCAUUCCAAGAUACAUGGGUGAUUUAGAUACAUAUGUCAAAACUGGAAAGCACCUCAAAGGAAUGGUUAAAAGUAUGCAUAAUGAUACUUCAGAACAAAGGCAAGAAGAUAUUGAAGAAGAAAUAUCUGGCUACUACAACUCUAAUUCUUUCAAUUGGACGAUCUGUGUUAACAUCAGCUCACAAUCUCCAAUUCGUAGACUCAUUAGUCCUAGUCAUGAUAUCAAGACAGAAUUUUCUGAUGAUACGCAAACUAAUGUUUGCGUUCAGCUUUGUGAGCCUGGCCUUGACUCGUUCUUUGACAAAGACUUUGUCCUGCUAUAUAGAAGCGAAGAUAUCAAUACUCCCAUGAUUCUAAUGCAAAAGAAAAAUGAUGAAUAUGCUCUAAUGGUCUCAAUGCUCGUUGAUCUUACUUCAAAAGAAGAACUUGAACAAAGGAAAGAUCAAAUUUAUGAAUACAUCGAUUUAGACCCAAAAAUAAAAUAUCAGAAAGAAAUCAAAAAUACUAUGGUGUCUGCUGAGUUUACUUUUGUUCUGGAUAGAAGUUACUCAAUGGAAGGUGACUCGAUAGAGACUGCUAAAGAAGCACUGCUUCUUUUCCUGCAUAGCCUCCCUCUAAGAUCUAGGUUUGAUGUGGUCUCUUUCGGAUCAACCUUUGAAUCAAUCUUUGAAGGAACUGUCGAGUAUAACCAAGAAACUAUGAACAAAGCUUGUGAGAUUAUAAAAGAUUUCAAAGCCGAUCUAGGAGGAACUGAGAUUUUUGAUCCUCUUCACUCUAUCUUUGCUGACAGAGACGAUUCAAAUGGUCUCACCAAGCAUGUCUUUCUUCUGACAGAUGGAGCUGUGUUUGAUCCCGAGCAAUGUGUCGAACUAAUAGAAAAUAAUUCAGGUAAUUUUACUGUGCACACAUUUGGCAUUGGAAAUGGAGUAAGUACUCAACUCAUCACUGAAUGAGCGAGAGCUGGCAAAGGAAAGCAUUACUUUGUGAAGAAUCCAACUUCAGGACUUGAGAGGUCUGUAAUUGAUGCUCUCUGUAAAUGCUUCCAAACUAAGCUUAUAAUCCAAAAGAAAGAUCUAGCUGCAAAUGGAGACAAGCUUUUUGAGCAGCCUCCUUUAGAAAAUUUGAACUCGAGAAUGUAUCAUGGAGAGUAUUUUACCUAUUUCUGAAUCGUUAAUGGAGUAGAUGGUGAUGAACUAAAAGGAUCCUUAUCAUUACAUACCAGAAAUAUUGAAGAUACAAAAGCUAAGAAGCUGUUGGUAGAUCUCAAAGAGGAUGUCAAGUUGAUACCUGGGGAUUUCAUCUUCAAAAUGUUUUGCAAACACCAUAAUAUAGAUCUCCAAAGAAAUAUGGACAACAUCGAUUUGGUUGCUAAAUUAUCAAUCAAAUAUCAAAUCCCUAGCAGAUUCACAUCAUUUAUUGCUUCCAAGAAAUUAGUCAGUAAAAGCGGAAUAGAAUACAAAAACGUUAAAUCUGAUAUCCCGAACAAAAGAGUUCAAUUUGAAGUCAAAACACUCACCGGAAAGUCCAUAAAUAUCGACAUGCUCAACAGCGAAACCAUCCACGAAGUCAAAGAAAUUAUCUUUGUUACAGUAAAAGUUCCUGCGGAUCAACAAAGACUUAUUUUUGGUGGGAAACAACUAGAAGAUAGCAUUACUCUCAGUGAAUAUUUCAUCACAAACGGAAGUGUACUUCAUCUGGUUCUCAGUCUUAGAGCUGGAGGUGGCCUCACCAUCAAAAAUAUGAUCACUAAGAUAGAGAAUAAUGUUGAGUGUGAUUAUGAUACGCUCAAGUUUGGGGAACUGCUCAGCCAAAUUGCUAGAAUGUUUUAUGUAAAUGAAGGAAAGAUUAAGGUCUUCAUCAAUGGAAGAAGAAUCAAUCCCAGCAGAGAAACAGAAAUCAGGAAGGUUGGCAUAGAAUCUGGUGUUAAAGUUGAAUUCUAUUACCCUCAUUAUAAAAACUACGUCAAUAUUCAGAAAGUUGAUGGCUCUUGGGAUGAACAAAUUUUGCAAGAAUGUGACAAAACUGAAGAAGAAGUACUUAAAUCUAUUUAUUACACAGAACACACUCCUGAAAAUGUUAAGAAUGCUGGAGAUAAAGAAGAACAACUCAAAAUUAUGUACACUUGGAUCGGAAUUAAUAGAGUCAAGACUCUAUUCCCAAGCUAUGAGCGAGAAUGGAAGCUUGUAGUUAACAAAGCUGCAGAUUAUAUUGAGAAGGAGACAAAUUUCGGAGGAAAAUAUGAAGAUAUCAACUCAGAUUUAUUCGAGAAAGAAGAUGAAGAAGCAGCAAAGGAGAAAGCUAAGGAAGAUGAAGAAUUUAAUAAAAAACUUGCUCAGAAUUCGGCAUCUACUGAAAAUGCUUCAGACUCAACCAGCGUUGUUGGAAAUACUCAAAGCAAAGAUACUAAAAAUUCACUUCCAAAUAUGACCGAGUCACAAGAGCUCACCCAUCAGGUAAAUGAGAAUGGAGGAGUAAGAGAAGCUCCUUCAAAUGAUACAAUAAACUCUUCCGGUAGCUUCAAGAGAAGCAAGCAUCAGGAAUAGCCUCCAUCUAUCUUCAGUUUUAAUUCAAUCAUUGCC